CUUGAAUUCUUCAUAAAGAAGAUCAGCAUAUUAACAUUGAUAAGUAUAUCCAAACAUGUACGUUACAAUGUUGCCAAAGUUUCGAAAGAGUUUCAUUUACGUGCUUAGCUUUAUAGAUAUAUAUAUCAAAGCAAUAUAAUGUUCCAGCUCACUGAAUAUUAAUGACGAAACAUUAAUAACAUCUCGUACACAUAAACAAAUAGCUUUUUCCUGGAAGAACUCGACUCUGACCCGGAUCGACACACCAAGCUCGAGGUUUCCGACCCGAAGAAGUGUACACACGAAGCCCUUACGUGCAUCAGCUGUGUAGGAAUGUAGAUUGAGAUGGCCUCUAAAGCGAGAUAUGUGGAGCUCCCAAUAUACGUCGUACACAUUGGCCUGUUGUAUGCUCUUUUACUCACGAGUGGUCUUGUGCUAGCGUGGGUAACUAUAUACCGCCAUGAACAGAAUAUUGCAGAAUUGAGGCAAAUGUUGAACACACGAGAAGACAAAGAUCAGUCUCAAGCUGUUGAUACUGCGGUUUAUACAAAUGCUGAACAUAAUAUGCUUGUUCAGGAAGACAAGGUAGAAAUAUUAACACUUGAAUAAUCCUAUGUAGUCGGGUAUAAUUGUUGAAGCUCAACUUCUUGUACAUGUACGCCAGUAUAGACUACAAUGAUAUUUGCCAGUCCUCAGCAGAGCAUACUGCAUGUACUACGUACACUCAGUCAAGUGAAGUCUUCAUAAGUUAUAAACUACACCACUAUCAUAAAAUGUGCAUAAUCAGUAAGCUCGGAUAUAUGAACUGCUGUGCGCUAGUGUUGCAUGGUACAGUGUUGUCCUUUUUAGAAUGAUUAUAUUUAAAUUUUAGUGAGUCUGAGGACACUUCACUUAGUCCAUUGCAGCUAAUUAUUAAAAUGAAUGCGCUCAAGAUAUAUGAAUAAGUUGGUUGUUAUUGUUGGCACUUUAUAAUAAACACAAUGCCCGGCAAAGAAAACGUCAGUAAAAUGAACAAAUAUUGUCAAUGAGUGAUAUUUUGAAACCUGCAGGAAAUGGACGACAUGUACAGUGGCCCGCGGGUGAGAAGAGGACAAGAGAAGAAAAGAGCCAACAAAAAAGUUGCAAGUA
This is a messenger RNA of Paramuricea clavata, 1107 nucleotides long. Lineage: Eukaryota; Metazoa; Cnidaria; Anthozoa; Malacalcyonacea; Plexauridae. The record is from the annotation of a GenBank genome assembly.